Cylindrotheca closterium is the source of this 585-nucleotide messenger RNA. Lineage: Eukaryota; Bacillariophyta; Bacillariophyceae; Bacillariales; Bacillariaceae. The record is from the annotation of a GenBank genome assembly.
AUGGUUCCCCCAAGGCGUCGGUUUCACAAGACACCACCAGCUCGGAUCAAGAACAGAUGGCCUGGAGAUUGGGACUGGCAAUAUCUUCCAAUUCGUGAGUUGCCUCUUAAGAUUGUGCCAUGUCUACCAUGGGGAAAAGAGAAGAAAUUCAACACUCCUACCAAGACGCUACAUGAAAAUAUUCCUGGAAAUGGACAAGUUCAGCCGACAUUUAUGCUGAUUGCCCACCUGGUACAGGCAAGCAACUAUUUGGAUGAAACAGAUUAUAACGUGCUGACCCUGGUGACUCCGGCUUUGGCGAAAAAUUCUCUGCUUUUGGAGUUUCCGUUCUCUUGUCCUUGGAAGACUACUUGCAAAAGACAAUGGGGUUUUGGAAAAGUGCACAAAGAUCGCUAUGGUACCCACGCAAAGGUCAACCCUCGAUCCAUGAUUCAUUAUGCUUGGGGCUUUCUGUUGACAGUGGAUAGACACAAAGUGAUUAUUGCGUUGCCUCAGUGGCGUCAAUAUGCCUCUCUUUGUCGCUUUGCCUCUGUUACUUUGCUGGCUUGUUUGAAAGAACCACGUGGCUUAUCACAUCCAAACUGA